Clonostachys rhizophaga is the source of this 570-nucleotide messenger RNA. NCBI's taxonomy places the organism in Eukaryota, Fungi, Ascomycota, Sordariomycetes, Hypocreales, Bionectriaceae. The record is from the annotation of a GenBank genome assembly.
AUGUCGACCACUAGCACAACAACGAGCCAGGCGGCCGAGGCGGUCGUUGAAAAGAUCCCACACGCACCAUCCCAAGAAGAUGCAAAGAACGCACUCGCUUCGCAGAUCCGAUCAUUAGGCGCGGGCGCCUUUGGUGGUGUCUGCUCCGUCAUUGUCGGCCACCCAUUCGAUCUCGUCAAGGUCCGCCUUCAGACCGCUGAACGUGGGGUAUACUCCUCGGCCAUGGAUGUUGUCAGGAAGAGCGUCGCAAGAGAUGGUCUGCGCCGUGGUCUAUACGCCGGUGUCUCAGCACCCCUCGUCGGUGUCACUCCCAUGUUCGCGGUCUCCUUCUGGGGCUACGACCUAGGCAAGCAAAUCGUCUCCGGCCUCACAACCGUCGGCCCUGACGGCUUCACCAUCGGCCAGAUCUCCGCCGCCGGCUUCUUCUCCGCCAUCCCCAUGACGGCCAUCACCGCCCCCUUCGAGCGCGUCAAGGUCAUCCUCCAGGUCCAGGACCAGAAGCAGCUCGCGCCCGGCGAGAAGCCCAAGUACUCGGGCGGGCUCGACGUCGUCCGCCAGCUCUACCGCGAG